CCCACCGCCGAUGCCCACCACCUCCGACCUGCUGCUCAAGGGUUCGUCGUAGUCGUCACGCCGCUUAUAAAAGCAGAGGAUCUUCUUGGCAUCUCGUCAGUUGCAAAACAACGACGAGCCAAUUCGAAUAGCGCACGAACGCCAUGAACGCCAUGAACGCCAUGAACGCCAAGCUUUUCGUCGUAUUCGCCUUGGUGGCAACAGCCUUGGCCGAAGAGCAAGCUGCAGGGGAUACGAAGAAGGACAAACGAGGUAUCUACGGAUUGGGAUACGGCGGUGGUUACUCUGGUUACUCUGGUUACGGUGGUUACGGUGGUUACAGUGGUUACGCUAGUUAUAAUUUGCCCAUCAGCCACGGAGUUUCCGUGAUAACGAAGGAAGUGGCGGUUCCAGUAGCGCAUCCAGUCCCUGUUGCUGUCGAGAAGCACGUUCCUGUCCCGGUUAAGGUACCAGUGGCCGUGCCUGUCGAUCGUCCAUACGCGGUCCACGUUCCGAAACCGUACCCAGUCGAAGUGACCAAGCACGUUCCAGUGCCGGUCGAUAGGCCAGUCCCUGUUCCAGUCGGCGUUCCAGUCAAAGUUCCGGUGCCAGCUCCGUACGCCGUCAAAGUACCACAACCGUACGCUGUUCCGGUCGUGAAACAGAUUCCAGUAUCGGUCGUGCAGCCUGCGGUGGUGAUUGAGAAGUACAACAACGGCUGGCAAAGCGGCUACCCUUCUGGCUACUCCUCCUGGUAAACGUCCUCCUGUCCUCUCGACGCCCGUUCUUCUCCGUUCGACUCGUUGCAGCUAACCUCCAUCACGUCACUCGCAUCAACGACGUGGUCAAUGUCGUGUUGAAAAUCCAGUGAAAAAAGAACCGAUUCGAAUUCCACUGACUGCCGACUGAGAAAUCACUCACUUACCGCUAGCUAGCUAGCUAGCUAGCGUUCGUUUAUCCCCUUCUGUUUUGAAUCUCGCGAUUUGGUUUGUCCAAAAUCGAUGAGGCGCAGAUCGAUUAUACCGAUCGGACGAUCGGUAGUCCUCGAACAUUGGAUGGACGAAUACGAUUGCUUAUUUUUGUGAUGUUAAACGAUGUAAUCGUUCUGUCGCGAUGUACAUGUAUGUACCUAUAACAAUUAGUCCUUUCUUCCUUCGUGCGUGUGUAAUAAUUCAACGCACGGCGAAAACUAAUAAUUAUUUUGAAAAUAAAAUAAACCUCUUUGUUUCGUACUAAA
Messenger RNA from Frieseomelitta varia, 1216 nucleotides. Its product is annotated as cuticle protein 63-like. The transcript is spliced from 3 exons. The coding region runs from base 144 to 737 and encodes 197 amino acids. NCBI's taxonomy places the organism in Eukaryota, Metazoa, Arthropoda, Insecta, Hymenoptera, Apidae. The record is from RefSeq and is a predicted model, not a curated record.